AUGACAAUUAAUUAUAAUUCAUUUGGUAAUAUUUCUCAUUUGUCUCAAUUAUUUAUUCAUUCAAAUGACUCCAUAACUCUUUACAGUAAUGCAUUUCAAAAUUGUGCUAUUUUAGAGGAAGUAAUUAUUCAAUGCAAUGGAAAUCUUGUUAUUGAUUAUAAAUCAUUCAAUAAUUGCGAAAACCUAAAAAGAAUUGAUUUCAGUUCAAACGGUUCAAUGACAAUUAAAAAUUAUGCUUACUCUAAUCAAAAUAAUCAAUAUUCUCCAUUUUAUAAUUGUAAUAAUUUAGAAUCUAUUAUAUUAUAUUCAAAUAAUACUAUGAUAAUUCAAAAUUAUAUUUUCUAUCAAAAUCCUUCUCUUUAUUCUGUAAAUAUAACAUCGCUUUCAAGUAUAAAUCUAUAUUCAUAUUCAUUUUACACAUGCACAAAUUUAACCAAUCUAAUUGUCAGCAGUCAGUCAUCAACAUAUAUUGGACAAAACGCUUUUAUAAAUUGCUAUAAUAUAUCCAAUCUUACAAUUAAUUCAUUUGGAUCAUUGACAAUUGAUAAUUCUGCUUUUUCUGCACUUAAUAGCCUGACUUCAUUAAGUUUACAAUCUGAUAAUCCGAUUCAACUUAAUAGUUAUUCUUUUUCAUCUUGUUCAAAUCUAAUAGAAACAAUUAUUCGAUGCAAUGGCAAUCUUAAUAUUAACUAUAGAGCAUUUUAUAAUUGUCAAAGUCUGAAAAGAAUUGACUUUGAAUCAAAUGGAAUGAUAUCAAUUAAAUAUUCAGAAUCAAAUAAUUAUAAUUCUCCAUUUUAUCUCUGUAAUAAAUUGGAAACAUUGCAUUUAUAUUCAAAAGAUGAAUUAUCGAUACAAUAUCCAUUCUAUGGCAAUCCAUCAUUGUAUUCUGUUGAAAUCAAAUCAGAUUCCAUAAUAACUUUGUAUAGUUCUAUAUUCUACAAUUGUUUUAAUUUAACAUAUGUAACUAUUUCUGAAGGUUAUAGAACGAUUUCAUAUUCAUCGUUCUAUUCAUGUUACAACCUUCAGUCAUUUACUGUUCCUUCUACUGUCACAGCAAUUAGAUCAAGUGCAUUUUAUAAUUGCACUGGUCUAAUUGAAUUUAACUUUAUUAAAUCUAGUUCAUCAGUAUCACUUGACAGUGAUGCAUUCACUAGUUCAAAAGCAGUCAAUAUUUUCAUUGGAAGAGUUAUUUCGUCUACAGAUUAUUUGCCUUGGCGAGAAUCAGCAAAGUCUAUCAAAUUUGAUUAUAUUUCAAACAUUCCAUCUUCUGCAUUCAAAUCAUGGGUAAAUCUUGAGUUGAUUGACAUAGGUCCAGCUAUUUUAACAUUAGAAGCUGAUACAUUUUGUUCUGCUUCAUUACUCAAAACUCUCAUUUUCAGAGAUACGCAGAUGCCAAUUUUGUUAGGAAAUAACUCCUUCAACACAAGUUUGCAAAUUGAGACACUUGUAAUACAUCGCCCAAUUAAUUUGGAUCAGAUACAAAAUGGAAAGCAAUUUAAGAACAUUUCAAUUGCAAAUGUUGCUGAUAUCUUAGAUAAUCAAUUCUUUUCUUCUCCAAAUUUAUCCUUUUUAUCACUUGGAAGAGGAAUAAGAUCUAUUGGAGAUAGUUGCUUCUACUCAAGCAACAUAACUGAAAUAGAUAUGAUCAGAUGUGUUGAUCUCAGAUCAAUAGGAAAUGAAGCUUUCAAAUCUUGUCAAUUAUUAGAGAAAGUUAUUCUUCGUCCUUCCCUUGAAUCACUUGGAGAUUCUUGCUUCGAACAAUGUCCAUCAUUAUACUACAUCCCUCUUCCAAAGCAGAUCACUUUCAUUGGAGAGAGGUGUUUCGCCUCCUGCUACAAACUGAGAGAUGUCGUCAUUCCUCCUCAACUGGCAAACAUCAGAGAGUCAACGUUUAUGUCUACUGCAAUUGAGAGAAUUAAACUCGAAUAUGGAACAUUCGUUGAUCCUGAUGCAUUCAGAAACUGCACAUCUCUUAGAAUAGUUGAAAUAUUUGAUCACUGCACACUAUAUAAAGACUCUUUCAGAUUGUGCAACAACAUCGAAAAUGUUGUUUUCUACGAAUAUGUCACUAUCUAUGAAGGAUCUUUUGAACAAAUGGGAAAUGUUUCAUAUUAUGGUCUUGUUGAUUAUUGGAGUAUUGGAACGUAUGAUGAACUUCAUUCGCUAAAUAUUCAGAAAAUUAAUGUUGUUCCUGGCUAUGUUUCCACAAAAUAUGCUGAUAUUGAUGUGAAUUUUAUAAACAUCACAUCAAGUGAAUUCACUUAUUCUCAACCGGCAAAUCCAUCAGAACCUAGUAACCCAACUACACCAGUUCCUGUUCCAAAACCAGAGCGCAAACCAUGUUCAGAAAUACCAUACUAUAGCCAAUUAAGAAGGAUUAAUAAUAGAAAGAGAUAA
Trichomonas vaginalis G3 is the source of this 2397-nucleotide messenger RNA. Its product is annotated as amphoterin-induced protein family. NCBI's taxonomy places the organism in Eukaryota, Parabasalia, Trichomonadida, Trichomonadidae. The transcript has a single exon. The record is from RefSeq and is a predicted model, not a curated record. Bases 1 to 2397 code for a protein of 798 amino acids.